Messenger RNA from Apiotrichum porosum, 1032 nucleotides. RefSeq lists its product as uncharacterized. The transcript is spliced from 2 exons. Bases 1 to 1032 code for a protein of 343 amino acids. Lineage: Eukaryota; Fungi; Basidiomycota; Tremellomycetes; Trichosporonales; Trichosporonaceae. The record is from RefSeq and is a predicted model, not a curated record.
AUGAAGAUCACCCUCGCCACCGUCGGCGUCCUCGCCGUCGGCGCUAGCGCCGCCCCGAGCAUCUUUGACAAUGCAGGUGUCCGUUACGGCCACGGUGUGCAGCUUGGCGCUCGCGAGGCCGAGGCCGACGCGAACGCGCGCGCCCCCGCCGCCGAGAAGCGCAUGAUGCCCUGCCCCGGCAAGGCCGCCAUGGCCGAGCGCAUGCGCGGCAACGCUCCCAUGGGCACUGCCUCGUGGGCGCCUGGUCCCCUCGGCGCGCUCCUCUCGCGUCUUGGCCUCAACCGCCCCCACUUUGAGCACAUGGCCGACUCGGCAGUGGUCAAGUACGGCAAGGGCAAGCACCACGGCGAGCAAGGCUCGGACCACUCCAUCUUCGUCCCCGAGGACGUCGAGGGUGUUGUCCAGGAGUUUGAGCCUGCGCUCCCCAUCAUGGAGGGCGGUGUCGUCCACAUCCUCCCCAUUGAGGGUUCCUCCGCCGUCGGCCAGGCGUCCGACGACGACGACGACCACCACCACAAGUCGCACCACAAGGAGCACAAGCACAAGGAGCACAAGCACAAAGAGCACAAGCACAAGGACCACAAGCACAAGGAGUACAAGGCCAAGCACAAGGGCCACAAGCACGGCAAGCACCACUCGCACAAGCUCUCGAGCGUCCUUGCCAAGUGGAACGACUUCUCGUCGCGCAUCUGCGCCGGCUUUGCCAACCUCCCCCUCGAGGCCCGUCUCUUCGUCUUUGGCGCCCUCAUCGCCGUCCUCCAGGUCUUCUUCUCGCUCAUCUUCCUCGCUGUCCGCCUCCGCCGCGGUCGUGGCCGCGAGGCUCGCCGUGAGGCCCGCCGCCAGCGUCGCGACGCCCGUCGCCAGGCCAAGGCCGCUUACAAGGCUGGCAAGGCUGCCCUGAAGCAGAACCAGACCGACGCCGCGGCCGCCAAGCAGGCCGAGGCCGGCUUCGCUAUCGAGUCCGAGGAGGAGGGCGAGGCCCUCCCCUCGUACGCUGACGGCGAGACCGACCAGCUCGUCGAGCGCCGCUAA